CCGUCUUUCUCCUUCUCCUCCUGUUUAUCCCCCCUCCUCCUCGUCCUCCUUCUCGCUAUCCUCUUAUAACACAAUGAACUUUUGAUUUGUUGAGGAAAAUUUCGAUUCUAUCUUCGUACCCGGAAAAGGGAAUCGGGUAUCUAUUUUUGUAGCCAAUUGUUGUCAGAAACGGCGCGUCUCCGGAGCUUGCUGUCAUGCGCGGUGGCGAGGACAGCGAACGCCGCCAUAGCAGUUGUGUUUGUGUUACGUUGAUGCGAGAAAAAAAGGAACUCAGACCCAUCUUCUCAAACACUCCGGGGCUUACACACCCACAUUUGAUACGGGUUUUAGAGUGGUUAUUGUGGGUAUUUCCAUGGGUGGUUAUGUGAGCCUGUGCAUCGCUCUGGGUGUUGGCUUUUAAAGGCGAUUCCUCACACCCACUGUAAUUACGUGUAAAGACUGUAAAUAUAGUUAAAACUCAACGCAAGGUUUUUAUAUACCAGAGAGAGAGGAAAAAAAGACAGAAGUGAAGGGAAUCCGCUCGGCCAUAUCUGCAUCACUUCCAAUUCACAACUUAUGGAACCAACGUAAAUGUCUAACAAGCCUGGUGAUAACUUGACAAGGCUUCUGCACCAUGACUGUGAAAAAGCACUCAUGAGAACCCGACUGAUCUUCUUUGUAGCCUUUGGAAAUAUACUUGUUGUGAGUGCCGAAAGCGUUGGAGAACAUGGAUCUUAAAAAACAAUAUGGGAGGAUGUCGGUGAAAUAAGAACAUUACCAAAUAAAUGUAUAAUUGAAAAAAAGAAACACUGAGCGGACCUAGAACCAGUGGAGAGAAGUAAGAUCAACUCUAUAUAGAAAACAGAAAGAAAAACGUUACCGAACAGAUGUAGAAAAUAAUGGAAAAAACUUUACCGAGUUAUAAUAUAUUGAAUAAAUACGAGGAAUACAAGCCUGUCAUGAGUUUCCUUUAGUUUUGCUUGACUUAUAACCGAAAGUAUAGAGUACACAAACCGUCUUCUCCUUGCGUUAAAAGAAAAUGAAAAGGAGAAAUAAGAAUGUAAAAGAAAUAUAUAAAGGGAAAAAAUAGCAGAAUAUGAAACAAACCCAUUCCUCUUCUUUGCUCAAAUAGAAGAGAAAUAAUAGAAAUCGGAUAAGAUAAGAGAAAAUAAGAAGAAAUUUAAACAACCAAUCUCUCAGCCAAUCAAUCCGUCCUGCUGCUGUGAAGGAAAAGGAAACGGAAAAAGAACAGGAAAGACGGACACGCGGUUAAAGGCGAAGAAAAAGUAUUAUAACAAAAACCAUGUUGAAAGUGUUGCCAAGGAAGGAGAAAUUCUUUAAAGUUUCCUCCCGUUUGCUGUUUCUUGUGACCGCUGCUCUCUUGGUGAUGGUGAUGGUGACGUGGAGUGCGGGGACACGGAGGGAAGAAGAGACGGCUGCGGCCGCAGGAGGAGGAGGCGGAGGACUGGAGGUAGUGGAGGGCCUGCCUGGAAGCGACGCCCGCGCCGUAGAUCUGCUGCAGCGGCACUGGCUCCAGGCGCCCUCCGCGCUGCCCUACAACCUUACCGAGAGUCCCGCCUACCUGUCUGCUGCCAAGGGUGACACCUGGACCUUCGUGCACCACUACGUGACGCGGCUCUUCGAAGGUGAGAUUGAUCAAGUGAACAGGUCAAUUCGACUUCGCUGAGGCGGGGGCGCUGGACGUCCACAUACUGUAACUUUCUGACUUUGCUAGUCGCAGGGGACGGGCAACUCAGAUUAACUAAACGCAGGUGUUUCUGAUGAUAUAUCAUCAUCUCCUUGUUCCAGGGCAGCGAGGCGGCUUCUUCGUGGAGGCGGGGGCGCUGGACGGCCAGAUGCUGUCCAACUCGCUGUGGCUGGAGCGGGAGCUGGGCUGGAUGGGGCUGCUCGUCGAGCCUGACCCCAUGAGUUACUCGUGGCUCGUGACGAAGCACCGCAAGGCCUGGACCUCCAACACCUGCCUCUCCCACACGGGCGUCACCAAGGCCUCGGUGCACGUCUCCCUCACGCUGCCCGCGGGCUAUCGGGCGCGGCCGUGGUACAUGAAGGGAUCCUCAUACGAGUUUGGUGUCACGUUAAACAGCCCAAGUAUCAAUAAAUUCGUCAAUGCUGCUGAUAAGUCUUAUUCGGUAGUCAGCUGCUUCCCUCUGGUCACUUAUCUACGAGCUCUUAACGUUAGUACGAUAGAUUUCCUCUCCCUGGACACCCAAGGAAGCGAGAUGGAGAUCCUGAAGACCAUUCCCUGGGACGAGGUGAACGUGAGGGCGGUGGUGGUGGAGAUUAUCGGGUCAAGGACAGGAGCAAGGUUCCUGAGCCACUACAUGAAGAGUCUCGGGUUCACUCUGGUGGGUCAGUACCACGACAGUGUGUUCGUGAAGGAAGGCGACCCGGCCCUGGACAAGCUGAGGUCAAAGGACGGGUGGGAACUCGUGGUAAUAAGCCCGACGGAGGAGGAGUCGGAGGUCACGACGACUGGUAAAGGUCAGGAAGGUCAAUGAGUGCUCCGUGUGUGUGUGUGUGUGUGUGUGUGUGUGUGUGUGUGUGUGUGUGUGUGUGUGUGUGUGUGUGUGUGAGUGUUAAGUCACUGUGAUGUAUUUUUUUACUUGAGUCUAUUAAUUUAGCUUUGUUUUGCUUUCGCUGUGUUGUCCUAUAAAUUAUAAUUCCCCUCCCUCCCUUUCCCUCACGUCCGUCGCUGUUUUCUUCUUUUUUUCUUCUAUUAUUUAUCACUUUAGUCUGCACGAAUUUACAUUAUUAAUAUUGUUACUAGAGUGUGAAGUUCCUGCUGUUACGCCGAGCUAUUAAAGUGUUAUUGUGCAUUUAACUUAUUAUGUACAGUAUGUCCAGUCA
Molecule: messenger RNA, 2847 nt
Organism: Eriocheir sinensis (Chinese mitten crab)
Lineage: Eukaryota; Metazoa; Arthropoda; Malacostraca; Decapoda; Varunidae
Product: protein Star-like
Exons: 2
Coding region: 1761-2498 (245 amino acids)
Source: RefSeq, a predicted model, not a curated record